Molecule: messenger RNA, 2049 nt
Organism: Adineta ricciae
Lineage: Eukaryota; Metazoa; Rotifera; Eurotatoria; Adinetida; Adinetidae
Source: the annotation of a GenBank genome assembly
AUGAAAUUAACACAAAAAACACUUUUUCAAUGUUUUCAAAAAACUCGUCCACAAUCGCCCGCUAUCAAUAACUCUCCGCCAGAAACAAACUCCUCGAAUUCACAAACGAAAAUUCCAUGUGAACAACUAGAGAUACACACUCGUCAGCCAGACUACAUCAUACCUGUUCAUAUACGCCAGUCAACCAGCUCCUCAUGCAUCAAAACUGAUUCUUUGUUGAAUGAUACAAUAACCAGCGACGAUGACGACGUGCCGUACUCUUCUGAAGAGUUCUAUCGUAUAUGCCCAACGAUCAUUCCCUAUCAAAGUCCAUUAGCAAAGCUUACAUUUACAAAAAUAUCAUCCAGUGAACGUCAAAUGGAACUAUUCGAACAAUAUACAAAGGAACAACCAUUGGUUGAUUGGAAGUCAAUGUUUGAAUGUUUACAAGAUUAUCGCGCAAAAACAAUAGAACAACAUCAAUGUGAACAACUACUAUGGACUGAUAUUUAUCGCCCACGAACAUCAAAAGCAUAUCUUGGUAAUCAUACUCGACAAAUCAGCCGAUUAAAUGAAUGGUUUUCAUAUUGGUCAAGAAAGUUGCACAAUGAACAGCCUAAAAAUCUUUGUGACAAAAAACGCAAACGCACCAUGAGUGACGACGAUGAUGAUGACUCCAGUGAAACUUUCGAUGAUAAUUCAAAUAUGUCCUAUAGUAACUGUGCGUAUAUCAAACCAGAACAUCCACGAUUAAUCUUCAUUCAUGGUUCCGGAACGACGUCACUCGUCCAUGCAAUUGCUGAAGAACAUAAUUUUAAAAUUACUGAAAUCAACGGAUCUCAGUCGCGUGCUCGUGCGCACUUACUGAAACAACUAGAACAGGUGACUAGUCAUCAUCAACUAUCAUUUAAACGUUGUCCGUCAGACACGAUCUCAUCUCAAGGCGACAAAUCCAGUCAAACAAUCUCUUCUGUACUGCAACCUGCAAAGAAAAAGGCGAAGAAUGAAAAUGGUUCAAUAACGUCAUAUUUUAAUCAAAAGAACAAGAUUGAUGAUGAACAGAAGGAAAAUAAGUCUUCUCCGUCAUUGGAACCGUCAAAAAAAUCAACAAAUCGAACGAGUAAUCCGAAACGGCGCAGUAAAAUCAAGCGUGAGCCAUCACCGGUAGAAAAUCAGUUUCUUUCGUCAGUUCAAGUGGAAAAGGCAUCGCUUAUUCUUUUCGAUGAAAUCGAAACAUUGACAACUGACGAUAAAUUCUGGUCAUGUUUGAAAAAAUUACUUGAAACAGCCAAGAAACCAAUCAUUCUCACAUCCAACAGUCGAACAAAUCCUGAAGAUGCAAUCAUUAAUCUAUCCAACCUUGGUUACUACGAAUUAAUUCAUCUCGAACAAAACGAACCCGUAAAUAUUUCCCUCAAUCCCAAAAUCCUGCUAAAUGUCUGUGCUUUUCCUUCACAGGAACUUAUCUGUUGCUUUCUUCGUUUGAUACUUCUACUCGAAAUGUUCGAAAUACCCUCAUCCGACGAUCUACUCUCAUUAAUUCAUUCCUGUUCAAACGAUUUACGUCGAAUUUUACUAACACUUCAAUUCUAUCUUCAAUCAUCAGAUUCAUCCAAUCCACCAGAUGCGUCGUUUUGUGAAAAGCAAAAUAUACUCCCCCAACCAACAUGGCAAUCAUCAUACGCCUUCGAUGCUAUGUACUAUUCUCAUCUGAAUGAUCAGUGGAAGGAGUCACCAUUGAAAGUAUUCUUUGAUGAUCUAACGAGUAAAUAUACGUCAGAAUAUGAACAAUCUCAUCGAUUGUUACACAAUCAAAGUAAAAAUAAUACAAAUCGGAUUGAAUUGUAUGAUACAUUCAAAUUGUUUAUGCAAGAACAAGAAAUCGGAAACAUCAUUGAUCAUUCAGAUUUCUAUCUCGACUAUCGACCGUAUAUUCGACAAAUUUGCCAAAGCGAACACAAUCGUGCUGAUGAAUGCAAUUCCAAUCGACGCCUUCGACAUAGCCUUAGUUACCGUGGUUGUUCAUUACAAUGGUCUGAUUUCGAAAUUUUAUCGACCGGCAUCAAUUAA